UCAUGCCACGGCGCUGUGGAGACGCAAGUCUUCAAGCCGCCACAUGAUAGGAGAGCAUCCCUCUGCUUCUUUGAUUUCUUUUGUCGAGGCUUGAGACGUAUUGAGAGCAUGAGAACCCGGCGCUCAUUGGUCAAAGAAGAUCACGUAUCACAGGGGGCUUAG
Colletotrichum costaricense is the source of this 162-nucleotide messenger RNA. RefSeq lists its product as uncharacterized. The annotation marks the transcript as partial. The transcript has a single exon. NCBI's taxonomy places the organism in Eukaryota, Fungi, Ascomycota, Sordariomycetes, Glomerellales, Glomerellaceae. The record is from RefSeq and is a predicted model, not a curated record.